UUUUUUUGUCAAUAGAUUUCUAUUUUUGCUUUUUUCUUUGUUCUCUCUUUCUCUUUCUUUCUUUCUUGGUUGAUCUAUUACGAGUCGUUUUGACCAGAGACGAAGAAGCUAAACCAGUUGCUUUCGUCUUCUUCUUCUUCACUCUUCAAUGUCGUUGAACUUGUGCAAUUAAUCUCGGCCCUGGGUUCUCAGAUUUGAGGGCUGAAGUGUUUGUUCUCCGGCUUUACAAAUUGGGGGAAGAGCAAGGAAGACGACGAUUCGAUUUGUGUGCCAGUGGGUUUUUUUUUUCCCCUCAAUCUCUGGUUUUGGGUCAUUGUGUUAGGGUUUGCGGGAAAUGAAGUCGCCGCUUGAUAAGCUGCGGAAAUUCGCACUGCACAAGACUGAUUCGUCUAAGGAUAAGAGAAACUUGCAAUCUUCGGCCCAGUUGGAUGAGCUUGCUCAGGCUGCUAAGGACAUGGAAGAGAUGAGAGAGUGCUAUGAUAGCUUACUUUCUGCUGCUGCAGCUACGGCAAACAGUGCAUAUGAAUUCUCGGAAUCACUACGGGAAAUGGGAACUUGUCUACUAGAGAAAACUGCAUUACAUGAUGACGAAGACAGUGGUAGAGUUCUGCUAAUGUUAGGGAAAUCACAAUUUGAACUUCAAAAACUUGUUGAUAGCUAUCGUGCUCAUAUAUUUCUGACAAUCACAAACCCAUCUGAGUCUCUUCUCAAUGAACUUCGGACAGUUGAGGAGAUGAAGCGACAAUGUGAUGAAAAAAGGAGUGUAUACCAAUACAUGGUGGAUCAACAAAAAGAGAAGGGCAAACCAAAAGGCAGUAAAACUGAAAGUUUUAGCUCACAGCACCUGCGUGCAGCUCAUGAAGCAUAUGAUGAGGAGGCAACUUUGUGUGUUUUUCGGUUGAAAUCUCUAAAGCAAGGGCAGUCCCGGAGCCUUCUCACACAGGCAGCUCGUCACCAUGCAGCUCAGUUGAAUUUCUUUCGGAAGGGACUUAAAUCUCUUGAGGCUAUUGAACCACAUUUGAGACUGGUUACAGAGCAGCAACAUAUUGAAUACCAAUUCAGCGGACUCGAAGAUAAUGAUGGAGAAGAUGGUGAGGAUGAUGGUGAGAAUGAAAUUGAUUCUAAUGAAUAUAGGGAGUUGAGUUUUGACUAUCGACCAAAUAGACAAGGGCUAGAUGUUACAACUUCAAGGAAUUCAAUGGAGGUGGAUGAUGAUGGAAAUUUGUCCCCCCAACCUUCAAAGGUGGAAAAUGCAGAGAUGAUUCUAGAUAGAAACCAGGGAGAUUUCAAGGUUUCAAGUAGAGAACCAAGAGUUAGCAGCCACUCAGCUCCAAUCUUCGCAGAAAAGAAGUUUGAUCCAGCUGAAAAAGCUAAACAAUUGCAACUUUUAUCUUCCCGCAAAUCUCACACAUAUGUACUGCCCACUCCUACUGAUGCAAUGGGUUUUGUGUCUUCAAGGAAUAGCAGUUCAGCUAUCCUCACCAAGCCAACAGGACGGACCCAUAACUUGUGGCAUUCUUCCCCAUUGGAAGAAAAGAAGCUUGAAAAAGACAUUGGGGAUGUCACAUUUUCUGUAGCCAAUACCUCAAAAGCACCAUUUGGACUAAAGGAGAGCAGCGCUAGAACUUCCACCCAACUACCUCCUCCUCUAGCAGAGGGUCUUGCACUACCUCAGCUCGAUAUGGUUAAUACAUCUGAUUCUAAAAAGAUUAAAAGACAAGCUUUUUCUGGUCCAUUAACUAGUAAACCAUCAUCAACAAAACCUGUAGCCUCUAUCAGUGGUCCCAUUGCAUCUGCUGAAAUUCCUCAGCUAACAUCUGGAGUGGCAUCUCGGUUGCAAAUGCCUCAGUCAUCUUCAUCCCCAAAAGUAUCUCCAAGUGCAUCACCUCCCCUUGCUUCCUCACCUAGGAUAAGCGAACUCCACGAGCUUCCUAGACCCCCUGGUAGUUUAGCUGUUAAAUCUUCAAGAUCUCCUGGUUUGGUUGGCCACUCUGCUCCAUUGGGCUUAAGAAAUCAAGAGCUUGGUGCUACAAAUAGAGUCAAUAUCGCAUCUCCUCUUCCAAUUCCACCAUUGUUUGUGCCUCGAAGCUACUCCAUUCCUUCAAGAAGUCAAAGGGAAAUGGCUUUGCAUGUAGCUAAACAUUUUCAGUCUCCUCGUGGUUCGAGCAAGGCCGAAGAUGUUACUUCACCUCCAUUAACACCUAUUUCUCUUUCCAACAUCAACCCAGUACCAACGGUUUCAGAAGUGUCUUCUCAGUCUAGUCCAAUACAAGUGGAUGCAGGUGGGAGAUGAUACCAUGCCAACCAUUAGGUGUUGAAGCUAUCCAUUUUUUUCUUGGUUUUUUUUUUUUUUUUUUUUUUAAAUUUUGAGUGUACCCAGCUGAAGAUUGUGUUGGGGGCUCUUUUGUUUUUGUCUGUAAAUAUAUGAUAUGUUAUUAUCAAGUGUUUAGUUUCUGAUCCUGAUCUUUGUUUA
Humulus lupulus (European hop) is the source of this 2473-nucleotide messenger RNA. RefSeq lists its product as uncharacterized. The record is from RefSeq and is a predicted model, not a curated record. The transcript is spliced from 11 exons. The coding region runs from base 335 to 2293 and encodes 652 amino acids. NCBI's taxonomy places the organism in Eukaryota, Viridiplantae, Streptophyta, Magnoliopsida, Rosales, Cannabaceae.